Molecule: messenger RNA, 2175 nt
Organism: Thyridium curvatum
Lineage: Eukaryota; Fungi; Ascomycota; Sordariomycetes; Thyridiales; Thyridiaceae
Exons: 3
Coding region: 1-2175 (724 amino acids)
Biological process (GO): positive regulation of GTPase activity
Cellular component (GO): cytosol
Molecular function (GO): guanyl-nucleotide exchange factor activity
Source: RefSeq, a predicted model, not a curated record
AUGUCGCCCGAAGAGAUCGAGGCCAUGUUCCGGGCCGGGCGAGGCCCGGUCCACUCUGGGAGCGAUGACGACGAAGAGAUCACGUUAUCACAGGAGGAGCAGGCGCUGAGGACCCAUCAAUUGAAGAAUUGCCUCAUGACGGCCCAGCUCCUGUGGUCGUCCGGUUCCUCUGACCUGGACCAGGUCGUGGAGAAACUGGCUGAUGGCAGUCGUGAUGACAAAGCUUUGCAAGAUAUGCAAAAUGACUUAUCAUUGGAGACAGAUGAAAACAGAGCCCGCGUUCUGGCGGCCAACAGUCUCCCCAGCAUCAUCAGGCUCCUGAAUGAUGACUCCGUUCUUGCCUUUGUGAUACCCGUUCUUUACAACAUCUGUGUUGACUAUGGUGUGUACUACCUGGAUUCAGAGAAUAACAAGGGAGGAUUUCUAACAUAUUUCUUUACAGAGCCAGCACAACUUGCCGCUUCCCAGGCCGGACUGAGCUCUGCCCUGGUCGGGCUGAUAUCUGGCCCACGCCUACGGCACUGUCAGGCCUUUCUCAACAUAAUAUGCAAGGUGCUGGGCUUUGUAGCCGUUCAAGACCCCGAAGUCAAUGUGGCCGAUCCGGCAACGCCCAUCUACCUCCUGAACCUCGCCACCAACUCGUCCAUGCUCAUCGACCUCGAGGACUUUUGUGCCCUCACCUCAGUGGCACUCGUGUACCUCGCCAACGAGAAAUUCCAACAAGCCCUCAUCAGCCACAAAGCCGUGCCGACCCUGCAGGCGGCCUUCUCCCGUUCGUACACCCAGUUCGACGUGGACCAGGCCGACCCAGACGAGGCCGCCCAGCUCAGACAGGUCCGCAACGCCUUCGUCCAGGUCAUCGCCGACGUGUCUGCCCUGCCCGAGUUCCCGCUGGAGUACCCCCUGACCAGCACGGCCGUGCACACCUUCCGCAGCUGGCUCAGCAGCGGCUACGGCUACGCGGGCCUCGAGACGGCCGCCUGUCUCGCGCUCGGCAACCUCUCCCGCUCCGACGAGAGCAGCACCUUCCUGGUCCAGGUGCAGGCGAUCCAAGACCCCCUCAUCGCCCUCCUGUCCAAACCCUACCCGACGGGCGGCCUGGCCGUCCCUCCCGGCCAGCCCCCCCCGGGCCAGGGAGACACCCUGCCCCCCUCGCAGCUCCUCCACGCCAUCCUCUCCUUCCUCAAGAACCUCGCCAUCCCGCAGGCCAACAAGCCCAUCCUGGGGGCCCACCUCCUCGCCGCGCCGCAGCACAUCCUCCCGCGCCUCUGGUCCGCCACCGCGACCCAGCCCCAGACCCAGUUCGCCGCCGUCUCCCUGACGCGCCUCCUGCUCGUCGCCUGCCCCGCCAACGUCGGCCGCUUCUGCGCCCCGCUGUCCCAGGACCCGGCCUCGCCGGCCCGCGACCGCUCCAACCUGCACGUCCUGUCCAGCCUCUUCGGCCGCACCGACGCCGAGCCCACCAAGAUGGAGGCCGCCCGCGCCGUCGCCGCCGUCUGCCGCGUCCUGCACUCGUCCCCGUCGUCCCCCCUGAUCCCGGGCGACUGGGGCCGCCCGCAGGACGCCUCCAUCCUGCAGGACGUCGACAGCGCCGGCAGCGACGACACCACAGCGAUAACAACGCCAGAGAACGCCCACCGCGCCCGCUUCUACGCCGCGCACGCGGCCGACCUCGUCCGCCUGCUCGGCUUCCUCCUCACGCAGACCAAGUUCCCCUCCGUCCGCUCCGAGGCCUGGUUCGUCCUCGCGCUCAUGAGCCGCUCCGACGACGGCGCCAAGGUCGCCAUCCGCGUGCUCGAGCCCCUCGAGGCCUGCCGCGCCCUCGUCGAGACCGUCACGGGCAAGGACAUGCUCGACGGGCGCGACCUCCAGCCAGCCGGCGGCGGGCCGGCAGAGGAAGCGAGCGGCAGCCUGUCGCUGAUGCAGGGCGGUAGCGGCGGCAGCAGCGGCGGCGCGGAUAGUGUCAUGGCCGGCCUGGGGGGGUUGGAGCUCGAGCCGCAGCAGGUCGACCCGGCGCAGGCGGCCAACAUGGCCAAGGUCGACAGGGAGAACGGCCUCGUGCUCGUGGCGCAGCUGGUCAAGGAGCACUCCGAGUACCUGCCGCCGCCCAGGUACAGCAUCUUUGUGGAGAUGGUCAAGAAGGGCGGAGAGAUUGUCCUGCACGAUCGCGCGUGA